UCAGGUAUAAUCAUUUUAUUAUGUCAAGCAUCUGUUACAUUGAAUAAACUCACUACAGAGUCCAGGGCUGCAUAUUGAAAACCAAUUUGCUGUAAUAUCCCAAUUCUGUGAAGCAGCUUAAACUAAAGAAGAAAGAUGCAAGAAAAUAAAGCUUCACUGUGCUUUUCUAUUGCAUUAAAGUUACAUCCUAAAAACAAAGAAAAUGCAUUCUCAAACAGCGUCCAGUCAUAUUAUAUAUCACUACACCACUAUAUUAAAGAGUGACACAGAAAUGCUACAGGAAACAAAUGCUAACUGACGACGACACUCAAUAAUACACAUUCAUCAUUUCUCUACUACUUGCACUGCUGUGUAUCCUCUCUAAAGGAAGCUUCCAGUUCAUCAAGAUAAAUGUCUGAACUCCCCCUUGCAUGAUCAUUCCCACAAACUGAAAACAAUUCUUGUUUACUUGUGUCCAUUGUUAUUCAAAGCUAAAAGCUUUUCCCCUUCAGGCUGUCCAUUGUAAUCUAUGCUGCUGCUCAGCACACAGAGGAAAGGUAGCGUCCAAGGUUCUCAAGAUGUUUCCUUUGCUGGCACAAUGUGUGUACGCACGAGAGCCUGCGGUGCCAUUCUGUGCUGAACAGCAGCAUUGCACUGCUACCCAUAAUGCAUUGUGGGAAAGUUAACACCCAUUUUGUUUACCUGGAGCAAACCAUACACGGAAACUACCAGUCUGAAGGGAGCUGAGAAAAACCAAAGCCAAAUGAACAGAUAAGAAAAGAACUUAUGGGAAAGUUGAUUCUUCCGUAGUCAAAGUGGAUUUUACAGAUACUCUGGAUACUUUUUCUUUUAAAGAUACUUUGCAGUUUGUUUACCUGCCUUCUUGGCAUUACAAAGGUGUGAGUGAGAGAAGUAGGACAGUCAGAGCCGAGGGAGGAGCUGCAGGGUUCUCCAUGUAUGGGCUGCAGCUCUGUUCAUAUGGUAAAUAGAUGGUCACAUGGGGCAAUAGUCUUGAAGCAGUGGGGAGAAAAGGGAGGGAAAGGAACAAGGAGAGAGAGAGGAGUGAAGAGAUACACUGGAGGACUUUGGCCUGCCUCAUGUGCAGGAGGCGGCACUUUCACCCUGAGUUUAGAGCCCACUGGAUCACAUUACAAAAAGAAAGGAAACAACAGGUUUAAAGUGAGUGCCAUGUUGUGGUCAAACCUGAGCCCUUAGCUUUCCUCACUGGGGCCCUAACAGGGCUCUGUUUCUUUCACCGGACUCCCUUCAUAUACUGUUUUUAUCUCUUCCCCGCGGGAGUGAAAGUUCAGCAGCUAGUGUCAUCCUGGUCGGCGCCAGCGGAGACCUUUUCAUACUUUCUUUUACCAGGAAGUAAAGAGCCAAGAUGCCCACCUUCACUGUGGUGCCAGUGGAGGAUGCGGACGACGGCAGCAACAGUGCCGGUGCAGCCGGAGGAAGCAAACCCGUCAGUCUGGGCAAAAUCUUUGGGGAGGAAAAUGAUAAGGAGAACUUACAAGGAGCUCACUCAGGAGAUGAGGAUCAGAGAGAGUCCAGUCCAUUCCUCAACUCAGACAAUGAUGGAGGACACUAUUAUGAAGGAAAGAACAUGGCCCUGUUUGAGGAGGAAAUGGACAGUAACCCCAUGGUGUCAUCUCUUCUCAACAAGUUGGCCAACUACACCAACCUGACCCAGGGUGUUCGUGAGCACGAGGAGGCCGAGGAGGACGGGGUCAGGAGGGUCACAGUCAUGGUCCCCCAGAUGGGAACCUUCAUCGGAGUGUACCUGCCCUGCAUGCAGAACAUCCUGGGUGUCAUCCUCUUCCUGCGUCUCACCUGGAUCGUCGGCACAGCAGGAAUCCUGGGAUCCUUCGCCAUCGUCUCCAUGUGCUGCGUCUGUACUUUGCUCACAGCCAUAUCAAUGAGCGCCAUAGCGACCAAUGGAGUUGUUCCAGCCGGCGGCUCGUACUACAUGAUCUCCAGAUCUUUGGGUCCGGAGUUUGGAGGCGCAGUGGGACUCUGUUUCUACCUGGGGACCACCUUCGCCGGAUCCUUGUACAUACUGGGAACCAUAGAGAUUCUGCUGACGUACAUUGUCCCGACAGCCACGAUAUUUAAAGAAGGCGAUAACGCAGCAAUGCUCAACAAUAUGCGCGUCUAUGGCACGUGCUGCUUGGUGAUAAUGGCGCUGGUAGUGUUUGUAGGGGUGAAGUACGUGAACAAACUGGCUCUGGUGUUUCUGACCUGUGUGGUUCUGUCUAUCAUGGCCACUUACGCCGGAGCAAUCAAGACGCUCAUCCAACCGCCUGAGUUCAACGUCUGUUUGUUGGGGAACCGCUCCCUGAAGAACGAAAAGUUUGAAACGUGCGCAAAGACGGAGGAUGUGAAAAACCUCACGGUGACCACCGAGCUCUGGCCCCUCUUCUGCAACAGUAACCACAGCAACGCCACCUGCGACGAGUACUUCUCCUUAAACAACCUGACGGAAAUACAGGCCAUACCUGGGCUUCGGAGCGGAGUUAUCAAAGACAACCUGUGGGGCAACUACGGUCCGGCUGGUAUGUUCAUAGAGAAGGAAAACCAGCCUUCAGCACCGGAGCAGGAACCCACCAAAGACGUCCAUAGGCCGUACGUCUUCAAUGACAUCACCACCUACUUCACUCUGCUGGUGGGAAUCUACUUCCCCUCCGUCACAGGUAUAAUGGCUGGUUCUAACAGGUCAGGUGAUCUCAGAGACGCCCAGAGGUCGAUCCCAAUAGGAACCAUCAUGGCUAUUCUCACCACCUCUUUCAUCUACAUCUCCUUUGUGGUGCUGUUUGGAGCCUGUAUUGAGGGAGUGGUGCUGAGAGACAAGUUUGGUUACUCAGUGAAGAAGAACCCGGUGAUUGGUAUUCUGGCCUGGCCGUCACCCUGGGUGAUCGUGAUCGGCUCCUUUUUCUCCUGCUGCGGGGCGGGGCUCCAGAGCCUCACCGGCGCCCCCCGGCUGUUGCAGGCCAUCGCUCGGGACGGCAUCAUCCCGUUCCUGCAGGUCUUUGGUCACGGGAAGACGAACGGUGAACCCACCUGGGCUCUGCUGCUGACGGUCGGGAUCUGCGAGAUAGGAAUCCUCAUCGCUUCUCUGGACGACGUGGCCCCCAUCCUGUCCAUGUUCUUCCUCAUGUGCUACCUGUUCGUCAACCUGGCCUGCGCUGUGCAGACUUUGCUCCGAACGCCCAACUGGAGGCCGCGCUUCAAGUUCUAUCACUGGACCCUGUCCUUCUUAGGGAUGAGUCUGUGUCUCUCCCUUAUGUUUGUCUCCUCCUGGUACUACGCCCUGGUUGCCAUGGUGAUAGCUGGAUGUAUCUACAAGUACAUUGAGUACAGAGGGGCAGUGAAGGAGUGGGGAGACGGUAUCCGAGGCCUGUCUUUGAAUGCAGCGCGGUACGCUCUCAUCCGGCUGGAGGAAGCACCGCCGCACACCAAAAACUGGAGGCCUCAGCUGUUGGUGCUGUGUAAGCUGAACUCGGACCUGGCGGUGAAACACCCUCGUCUCCUGUCAUUCACCACACAGCUCAAAGCGGGGAAGGGACUGACCAUCGUCUGCUCGGUCCUGGAGGGAACCUACAUGACCCGGGGGAACGACGCCAAGACCGGAGAGCAGAACUUGAAAGCUGCCAUGGCCGCAGAGCGAACCAAGGGUUUCUCCCAUGUGGUGGUUUCAUCCAACCUGCGGGACGGUUUCUCUCUGCUCAUCCAGUCAGCAGGACUGGGAGGAAUGAAACACAAUGCCGUCCUGAUGGCCUGGCCAGCAGGGUGGAAACAAGCCCGGGACUCCUCUGCAAGGAGGAAUUUCAUAGAAACGGUGAGAGAGACGACGUCGGCACAUCAGGCUCUGCUGGUUGCUAAGAACAUUGACCACUUCCCUAGCAACCAGGAGCGUCUGAAACAGGGAAACAUUGACGUGUGGUGGAUCGUACACGAUGGGGGACUGCUCAUGCUGCUGCCAUUUUUACUUAGUCAGCACAAGGUGUGGAGGAAGUGCAACAUGCGAAUCUUCACGGUGGCUCAGAUGGACGACAACUCCAUCCAGAUGAAGAAAGAUCUCCAGAUGUUUCUCUACCAUCUACGGCUGGAUGCAGUGGUGGAGGUGGUGGAAAUGCACGACAGCGAUAUCUCAGCCUUCACCUACGAGAAGACGCUGGUGAUGGAGCAGAGGUCUCAGAUGCUCAAACAGAUGCAGCUGUCUCGCACUGAGAGGGAGAGAGAGAUUCAGAGCAUCACAGACGUAUCACGUGGCUCCAUAAAGAGGAAGAAGUCGUCGCGCAUUGAUGCCCCGCCCCUCAACAUGCUGUGCAUACCAGAGGAUGAGGCCCAGCUGAUCCACGACCGCAACACGGCCUCUCACUCCACAAUGAACGACAAAGCCACGCCGGAUCGCGUCCACAUGACCUGGACCAAAGACAAACUGAUCAACGAGAGGAACAGACAGAGAGAGGCCAUGGCAGUUAAAGACAUGUUUAAUAUGAAACCUGAGUGGGAGAAUCUCAACCAGUCCAACGUGCGGAGGAUGCACACGGCUGUGAAGCUCAAUGAGGUGGUCGUCAAGAAAUCCUGUAAUUCGGACCUGGUCCUGCUCAACAUGCCCGGACCACCGAAGAACAAGAAAGGAGACGAGAACUAUAUGGAGUUUUUGGAGGUUCUGAUGGAAGGAUUAGAUCGCGUCCUGUUGGUCCGCGGAGGAGGUCGGGAGGUCAUCACCAUCUACUCUUAGCACCGGUUUGGUCCUAACGGGUUCAGACACUGGAGGGGAAACAGCGGGAACCCGGACAGAGGAGGACAUGGUUUCGAGGUCGGACGUGGACGAAGACGUCUGAAAGUACAGGACAAACCUCCUCACUCUGUCCGGACAAAAGAAACUUGAGUGCUGCCUAACAUUUUGUAGGAGGACUUUAGUCGCUGUGAAGGACCCCCCACAUCUCUACACUGGAAGACGCUGCCGUCUGCGAACCGAGUUCAACAUGUUAUAUUUCUUCAUUUCUUCUUUUUCUUUUUGGAAGAGAGAACACUCACGACAACUUGUAGUUAAACUGUUAGCAUUGCAUAGCUUUUCGGAGCUAGCAGCAAGCCCAUUGGUUUCAAUGAGGAACGCUGACGUAGCUACGCUGUCUUUAUUUCAGUGCCACUGAGGAAACAUUUCAACGACUGACUUUUGGACGAGAGAAGAGUUGAACGUGUUUUUAAGUCAUUAUAUUUCUUUUUAUAGAAUAUCGUGUUUGCCUCACGUCACUGCAAAUAACAUUAGAAUAAACUAAAUGUUUAGCAUUGAUUAGAAUCAAUAGUUAGGAUUGUGUUGAACACUGCUCGCCUGUCUUAAUGUCAGAGACAGCGUCAGUGAGACAUGUGUGAUCAAAAAGGACGAGGAUGUUGUGUGUGUAUGUCCCUGUAAAUGGACUGAACAUUAAAGUCUGAUGUGACGGAAUCAGAUGAACAGAAGAGGACAGGUUCCUUUACAUCAUGUCUUUACAAACAUAUAUGAUGAAACUGGACUUUCUCCUAGAGCCUUCCAGACAUAUUGAAAUGAGUGUUUUAGCUCAUCUGGCGUCCAUUAGGAGACGGUCUGCGGUGUCAAAGUCCAACCCGCUCUCCCGCCACAACCUCCUUCCCAAGAUAUUUGCUGCAGAAUAAGAACAUGCUAAUACCUGUAUCCUUCUGUUUCUGUGCACUACUGUGAUUUCUACAAACACCAGUUUGAUGAACAUACAGUCGGUUGUUUUACGUGUAAGUCAUUUAAACGCAACGCUAUCAAGUGUGUUAUUUUCCAGCCCCAGUUUGUGCCUCUGAUGUGUUUCCGUUACAGCUUCACAUCCAGUUCUCUGACAAAUAAAAACCCUUCAAUGUUCGAAAAAUGCA
This is a messenger RNA of Seriola aureovittata, 5865 nucleotides long. Its product is annotated as solute carrier family 12 member 7-like. Gene Ontology annotation, cellular component: membrane. Lineage: Eukaryota; Metazoa; Chordata; Actinopteri; Carangiformes; Carangidae. The transcript is spliced from 27 exons. Gene Ontology annotation, biological process: chloride ion homeostasis; chloride transmembrane transport; potassium ion homeostasis. Gene Ontology annotation, molecular function: potassium:chloride symporter activity. The record is from RefSeq and is a predicted model, not a curated record. The coding region runs from base 1364 to 4726 and encodes 1120 amino acids.